AUGACCGGUCCAGAGGUUAUCAUUAUUGGGGCUGGACCCUCGGGCAUUGCCCUCGGCCACACCUUGAAACACAAACUGGGGUUUGCUGAUUUCACACUCUACGACAAACUGGACGGACCAGGUGGUACCUGGCGCAUGAACACAUAUCCAGGAGUGGGCUGUGAUGUACCUACACGUCUAUAUUCCUUCUCUUUCAACCCAAACCCAAAUUGGUCAAAGGAGUUAUGCGAGGGCCCCGAGAUCCUGCAAUAUAUGGAAGACACAGUGGAUAAAUUCCACCUGCGCAAACACAUGCAAUUCGGCGUUGAAUGUAUUUCUGCAACAUGGAAUAGUCAAGGAUUUUGGGAGGUUCGCCUGCUAGAUACGAAGACACAGGUUGAAUACACCCGAACAGCAACCGUUUUCAUUUCUGCCGUCGGUGGAAUUUCCAAACCCCGAGAUAUCAAGUUUCCUGGAAUGGAAAAGUUCAACGGCGAGAUCUUCCACACGGCACGAUGGAAUCACCAGUUUGAUUACCAUGGAAAACGUCUAGCGGUGAUCGGAAACGGAUGCAGCGCAGCCCAGGUGGUUCCUGCCCUCGCAAAGGAUGCUGGUCUCGUAAAGCAGUAUGCCAGAAGUGCACAGUGGUACCAUGAGAGACCGAACCGUGAUUUCACGGCUUUCGAAAAAUGGUGUCUUCGCAAUAUUCCUCUCUGGGAGCGUUACCUUCGCCUCCGUAUUUUCCUUGCCAGCGAUAGCCUCGUGGCAACAUACUUGCCAGGCCCGGCAGCUGCAAAAGUGCGCGCGAAGGCUGAAAGCGGCGCGCGCGAGUACAUCCACCAGACUGCGCCCAAGAAAUAUCAUAAAUUCCUUGUUCCCGACUUUCCCCUAGGAUGCAAGCGACGUAUCUUUGACCCCAAUUACCUGGAGAGCCUCCACCGCAGCAAUGUCGAGUUGGCCCCCGUGGGGAUCGAUCAUAUUGACGAAACGGGCAUCACCGGUACAGAUGGUGUCCGGUCUCAGUUCGACGCGAUCGUGCUGGCAACGGGCUUUGAUGUGCAGAAGUUCGUAGUUCCCAUGGAAGUAUACGGGAAUGAUGGGAAGAGCCUGUCAGAGCAGUGGAAAGAGUCCCGGGGUGCACAGGCGUACAUGGGGGUUUUUGUACACAACUUCCCAAACUUUGGAAUUCUGUUUGGCCCAAACACCUUCCCAGCGCACAACUCCGUGCUCUUCGCGUCCGAGGUUCAAGUAGAAUACCUCGCACGCACGUUGUUUGCACCAGUCAUUGAUCGCCGGAUAUCCUCGCUCGAAGUCAAACGCACCGCGGAAGACCAGUGGGUAAAUAGCCUACAACUUGAGCUCAAAGGUAGUGUCUUCGAAGCGGGAUGUUCGAACUGGUAUAUAAAUUCAUCGGGACGAAACUCGGCAUCGUGGCCAGGCUAUGCGUCAACCUAUUGGAAAGAGAGCCUUCUACCUCACUUUGGCGUUUUCAAGAAAGAGCGAGGAUCUAGACUCUGGUUCCUCAAUACUGUGUGGCGAUGGAUUCGAAGCACCAAGGUAAAGACGUAUCACCUCUUAUUGGUGACUCUCAUCGGCCUGAUCUUAUUGGACUUGUUGGCUUUGGGCGAUUCUGCUUAUCACAAGUGA
Messenger RNA from Aspergillus candidus, 1626 nucleotides. RefSeq names its product flavin-containing monooxygenase. The transcript has 7 exons. The record is from RefSeq and is a predicted model, not a curated record. Bases 1 to 1626 code for a protein of 541 amino acids. Gene Ontology annotation, molecular function: NADP binding; flavin adenine dinucleotide binding; N,N-dimethylaniline monooxygenase activity. NCBI's taxonomy places the organism in Eukaryota, Fungi, Ascomycota, Eurotiomycetes, Eurotiales, Aspergillaceae.